ACGACGAAGGAAGCAACUGUUGAUUGAACUGACAGACAUGGUGCAAUUCAACGAAGCAAGGCAGAUAAUGGGCGAAAUGAUGAAAGUGACGAUCCUCCAGCCGUCCGAAAAACGUCGGAUGCUGGAGGAUGAUAGGAAACCCUUCUUGGAUCCGAAUAUAAUUAUGGAUGCGAGACAUAGAAUAUUUCGCGAAGAUCUGUGCAAAUCUUCGAGCAAAUCUGCUGUAUUAGCAGAAGCCAGAAGACUACUAGCACAGGAAGAAACGAGAGAACAACAGUUGAAGAGAGAGAAGGCUCUUGUGGAAAAGGAAUUACGCAAGUUUGAGCAGGACUUGAAAAAAUAUCGUCCAAAAUGUUGCGGACCGUAUACAUGUAGCAAGAAAAACAUAGCGAGUUCGAGUGAUGAGGACUUCUGGAAAAUACCGAGUAGAGUCAAGCGGGUUCUUGUUAACAAGAGAAGAAGUAAAACAGCUGAGCGAAAGGUGGCGAUCGUCAAGAAGAGAACUAAGCAAUCGUUCGCAAAAGAUUCCACUGCCCAGCCAAAAAACACUGAACGAUAUUCAAUAAACAAGAUCGAAGGAGCACCCUUUGGUAGUAUUAAAGUAACCAUCAAGGAUAAGCCAAGCUGCGAGUUAGAGGAGCAACGAUCACGCAUCCUGAGAUCAUGUUUCGAUACUUUGCGGGAGAAUGCGCGAGAUAAGCGACGUCUUCGGGAAAUCAAGAUCAAUAUUCAGGACAUCGUGUCUCGAGGAAGACUGAGGAGAUGCAUUCACGUAUGGAAGACGCACGUAGAGAACAUGAAAAAAACUCGACUUGAGGAACACGCGAAAGCAGACACGAGAGGUUCCGACGCUCGUAAGAUCGAGAUGCUGGUUGAUACUAUCGCGGAAACGCAGAAGCAGCUGACGAAGUGCCCUAAAGAGGAGUCAAAGAGUCUUUCUUCGAAUGGAGCGAGAGACACGGAUGCCAAGAAAAAAAUUCCAUCCUGCAAGCCAUUUGUUGUCGAGUCUCCGGCACAGAAUCGGUUGAAUGCUCAAAAGGAGAUCAUACGCAAACAGAGAUUGAAGCUGGCCGAGCAGAACAAGCUCAUCGAGGAGUUGAAGUUGAAGCAGGUACAGGAGGAGAUAACGAGGUCCGGCGAGCAAACGGUGAACGCGGCCAAGGAGACUCUGAUGCAUUGCGGUCAGCAGACUAGAAGAACUCUGAUCCAAUUGAUGAGACAAGCGGGUUACAGAGACAAAUCUUUGACGGCGCCGUUGCGCGUGCCGAGUCCGCCGCAAUUUUUAACACGGAUGGAGGCGCGAGCGGAAGCGAGGCGAAACAGGGUAAAGGUGCGUGAAGAAACACGGCGGAAGAAGCUGGAGGAGGAGAGGAAAAGAGAAGAGGCCACUCGGAGGGAGGAAGAACGUGAAAGAAGAAGAUCGCAACUAGAGGCCCAGCGUGAAGCAAGAAGAAUGCGCGAGGAACGGGAGCAGCAGCGGGCACGCGAGAUAGAAAGAUAUAAGGAACUGAACGCCAUGGCGGAAGCGUUUUAUCGCAAGCACCUGUUGCGACGUUAUAUAAUGCAGCCGUUCGUCGCACUCGUCGAAAGGAAGACCAAUUAUAUGAGUAAAGCAAACGAUCACUACGAACGGCGUCUACUGCGAAAAGCAUUUAUUAGCUGGAAGAUGGAAACAGAAUAUCAGAAUCAAAUAAAGAUCGAACUGGCCACAGUGUUGUACAAUAGGAAUAUAUCGUGGCGCAUGUUACAGCAGUGGAGAGAAUUCGUGAAGGAGGAAAAGAGAAAAGAACAAGUGGCGAAGGACUUCUCGGACAUGAGACUGCAAAACAAGUGUUUCAAAUUGUGGAAGAUAAAGGCCGUGGAGUACAAAACGGAGCGACUGAAGAACGAGCGUUUAGCCACGGAAUAUUACGAGGAAAAAUUAAAGAUAAAAUGCUUCUGUAUGUGGAAAAGAUAUUCGAAGAUAGUCCCCGAUAUCGUGGAAAGCGAGCGUGUCAAGAAUUCGUGGCGAGAGAUAGUGCAAGAAGUAGUGCCAGAUUUCGAUCCCAGACAAAGGGGUGUAUUAAUAGAGGACUAAAAAUAAUAUGAAUAUAUAUAUACACAUAGGUAUGUAUGUAUGUGUCUGUGCGUAUGUUAUGUAACGUAGAUUUCACUGUACACGACAAUUGUUGGCUUUGUACCCAGAUGAGGUAAAGAGGAGCUUUAUUCUUUAAGUACACGUAAGAUAAAGCAGCUUUCUUUCGUUCUUUUUUGCGCAGAAUAUAAAAUGUAAAUUGUCACUAUAUAUUUGUAUAUUCAGAUUUCUCCUCUUUACUCGGACUCGUGUGUGUUUUAGAUAUAUUUGAUUAGUAUAAUUUAUUAUAUUACUCGUACACAAUGGCCACUUUAUCACAGUUACAAUAAAUAUACAAAUGGUAUGCACAAUGAUACAUUAAGAAUAAUGAUGACUAUAAUGCGAGCUGAUGAUUCGCGAUAUGUCGCCGUAUGUGGCCCUGUGAGGGCAACGUUAUGAGCAAAGCGCGGACAUUGUACUCGCCUGAAGUUACGAAUCUUUAAACACGCAAGUAUAUACUGAUAUACCUGAUAUACAUACACAGAGUCGCUCUAUCGAUAUGGCGCACCGAUGGUAACAGGUAUGUUCUAAUUCACCGUUUCAUCGUUAAUUUGUGCCUAUUUCUACCAAUGUCGAUUAAACUUUAAGGCUUCUGUGUCCCUAUUGCGGCUAUCUCGAUUAAUAACAUCGGAAGAGACAAGACGACUGUUCAAGAUUCUUGCGUAAUACAUCAAAAUAAAAAAUUAUAUUCAUAAAAUGACAAUUUUGACCAAUUGAGCACAUUCGUAAAGUAUUCCGGGAACUUUUCUUUUGCUUUAAUAAUUAAUAAAUAGCCGUAAGAUUAACAUGAGAAAAUCAUAAGGAAAGGUAGACUAAAAAGAAAGGUUAUAUAACACGUUAACAGUUAUUUAUUGGUUGAGAGAACAAAAGGAAAGUUUUCGGAAUAUCUUGUAAACGUGCUCAAUCGAUUCCAAGGGAUACUUUAUGAACAUAUCCUUUUAUUGCAGCGUAUUUCGUAAGAAUUUUGGACAUGCGUUUCGUCACUUUUGGUGUCAUAAACCAAGAAUUCUGCGGCAAAACACCAAGAAUCUUAAUCUAAGAGUUUAUAUUCUUCUUAGACAAAGAUUUAAACUUGAAUUAAUAUUUCAUCGAUGUAGAUAGAGAUAGGCAUUAGUAACUUAGUGUCUUAAAUGAGAUCUUUCAGCUUCAGUGAUAACCUUCAAUGAUAAUUCUCUAGUUUGAUUUCGCAAUAUAUUUUGUACGGAGCAUAGCACGUACACUUUGCAAAGUAAAUUCGUUAAUUUAGCCUACAAUUACUACCUAGGUUUUGCAACAAAAUAACCGUGAGACAUUUUUUAGUAUUCCAUGAUCAUACUGACUUCCAGCAUCCAACCGUCGCUCGUUCGACGUCGUGCCUUGAUACAGCAACCAAAGGUGAUACAUGAAAUAGCAAAAGACCACUAGACCGACCAGGAGGCUGUAGAGAGCGGAGACAAAGCAAAGGGCAAUGCUGAAACAAUAUGUACACGAUUAUACAUCGAUCGAUCAGCGGAUGUCCCGAGCAGACAGUUGCGCGACACGUUAUCUCUCACUCGGACUUUUCCGUUGUGAAUAAGAUAUUACAAUAUUUACGACGCUCUCUUGCAGACCUAGCAAUUAUCGUUAUCUUGCGAUUAUUAAAGUCUACAUUAUAGAUCCCCUGUAUCUUUCCAGUUUACUUAGCUAAGUCUGACUUGUGUAAGCGACAUCCAAUCGCGCUUUUUGCGACAAUACAAACGUGCACUUUUCAUUUUGUCAUGGAAUAAUUUCACAGUGUCAUAUUCGGCGUGCUUAGUGUAUAUUAAAGUGCAGAGAGAAAUACAGUAAAUUAAUACAUA
Odontomachus brunneus is the source of this 3930-nucleotide messenger RNA. Its product is annotated as coiled-coil domain-containing protein 191-like. Lineage: Eukaryota; Metazoa; Arthropoda; Insecta; Hymenoptera; Formicidae. Bases 38 to 2077 code for a protein of 679 amino acids. The record is from RefSeq and is a predicted model, not a curated record. Gene Ontology annotation, molecular function: phosphatase binding. The transcript is spliced from 5 exons.